GUUAUUUGUAAAUAGAAAUGUAUUUAUCUUAAUCAGCUGUUUCUGGGUGGAGGUGCGUUCAUUUUUUUUUGUUCUGUUAUCAUCAUGCAGGUAAAUGCAUUUACCGGAUUACGAGAUCAGUAUAUAGCUAGUCGCAGUUGAGCUAAUCAUAUAAAAUCAAUCGAACAAGUGCACCUAGGAUCCAGUUAUAUAGUUGUGAAUGAUCCAGUUGCUUCGAGUUUAUAUUGGAAACAAUCGAAAAGUUGGCUUUCGUACGCGAUCUGGUGUUUGUGCUCGACGUGUGCUGCAUAAUAAAAAAGCAUACAGAGUAAACUAUGAGACAGCUCAUCAUUGGAUUCCGUCGCGCAGCAACGACAGGGGCGGCGGGUGUAUUUGUGCUACCCUGCCAGCAGCAGGCAAGACUUGUUUCGCGCACGAUUGCUAGCAGUGCAGCGGCAUACUUAAAGUCGUCAACAACCUGUUCCUUCGCUCAGACACCAGCAUUAGCGCAGGGUUUAAAAAUGUUGGACACACGGAAAACCUUCACGGAAGAUUUCUUCUUCAGACAGCUGUUUGAUGAACAAUCGCAUACCUACUCGUACCUGCUGGCAGAUAUUACGAGCAAAGAGGCCAUUCUGAUCGAUCCCGUUCUGGAGCAAGCGAAGCGAGAUGCUCAGUUGAUCAAGGAGCUUGGUUUUACGCUGAAGUAUGCAUUGAAUACUCAUAUGCACGCGGAUCAUAUAACUGGUACAGGAUACCUGAAGCAACUGGUACCCGGAACGGUAAGCGUAAUAUCGCAAAACAGUGGCGCAAAGGCGGAUAAACAUCUGGUGGAUAAUGAAACGGUCAAGUUCGGACGGCACGUACUGAAGGCUAUGUCUACACCCGGCCACACAAACGGUUGCAUGACGUUCGUGGUAGAGGAACAGGGUAUUGCCUUUACCGGAGAUACGCUGCUCAUACGCGGUUGCGGACGUACGGAUUUCCAGGAGGGUGAUUCACGAACCUUGUACCGUUCGGUGCACGAGCGCAUCUUUACAUUGCCGGAAAAUUUCCGUCUCUUCCCAGCACACGAUUACAAAGGUAACAUGGAAACCACAGUAGCGGAGGAAAGGCGUUACAAUCCACGGCUUACUAAGGAUGUGGAAGCGUUUGUGGAAUUGAUGAACAACCUAAACCUGCCUUAUCCCAAGAUGAUUGAUAAAGCAGUCCCGGCCAAUCGUGAGUGUGGUCUGUACGACAUACCGAAGGAGGCUUGAGAUAAACAGCGAUAAAUGUGUUGGCGCGUUGUUUGAUAUCAAACCUCCAAAACGCAUACAGUAUCAUUACUUUUGAUAGAACAUGGCUCAGGGAAUUAACCCAGUUUUUCCAUGCAAAGUGUCCUUUUUACUUUUUCAUUUCUUUACGUAGAUAUUUAGGGGCAAUACUUGGGAAGCAAAUUGAUUUACUUACUCAAAAUAUACAAACACACGACAACGUACGAUAUUAAUGUUGAUUAUUGAAAGGAUAAUACGAGCAAACAUCGAAAAUAAAUGAUUUUUUUUCAUUA
Anopheles funestus (African malaria mosquito) is the source of this 1528-nucleotide messenger RNA. Its product is annotated as persulfide dioxygenase ETHE1, mitochondrial. NCBI's taxonomy places the organism in Eukaryota, Metazoa, Arthropoda, Insecta, Diptera, Culicidae. Gene Ontology annotation, biological process: hydrogen sulfide metabolic process; glutathione metabolic process. The transcript has 6 exons. Gene Ontology annotation, molecular function: sulfur dioxygenase activity. Bases 315 to 1238 code for a protein of 307 amino acids. The record is from RefSeq and is a predicted model, not a curated record.